AUACUGCUGCAAUAUAUAACCAGGAUCUCUUGUUGUCUCCUCCCCACUCCUGUCCUGCAGCUGCAGUCCUCUCUGAACUCCUUUCUCGCUUGUUUAUUCAUAUCUUUGCAGCAAUGGCCACAGCUGGUAAGGUCAUCAAGUGCAAGGCGGCAGUGGCCUGGGAGCCCAACAAGCCUCUGGUGAUUGAGGAGAUUGAGGUAGCCCCGCCCCAGGCCAACGAGGUCCGCAUCAAGAUUGUGGCGACUGCGGUGUGCCAUUCGGACCUGUACCACCUGUUGGAGAGUAUGCAUAAAGACGGCUUCCCAACAGUUCUUGGCCACGAGGCAGCCGGGAUCGUAGAGAGCAUUGGGCCUGGAGUCACGGAAAUUCAGCCAGGAGACAAAGUCCUCCCUCUGUUCAUCUCCCAGUGUAGAGAGUGUCGCUUCUGUAAGAGCCCAAAGACCAACCAGUGUGAGAAAGGAUGGGCCACUCGUCCCAAUGUGAUGGCACCGCUAGAGUCCAGGUUUACCUGUAAGGGCAAGAAGGUGCUGCAGUUUACGGGCACCAGUACCUUCUCUGAGUACACUGUGGUUAACCAGAUGGCUGUGGCUAAGAUCGACCCUGCAGCCCCUCUGGAAAAAGUCUGUCUCCUCGGCUGUGGUAUCUCCACAGGAUAUGGAGCAGCAGUUAAUACUGCUAAGGUGGAACCAGGCUCCACAUGUGCUGUGUUUGGCCUUGGAGCCGUGGGUUUGGCUGCAGUCAUGGGCUGCAAGUCUGCAGGAGCCAAGAGGAUCAUCGCCGUGGACAUCAAUCCAGAGAAGUUUGUGAAGGCUAAGGUGCUUGGUGCGACGGACUUCGUAAACCCAAAGGAUCACGAUAAACCCAUCAGUGAAGUGCUUGCUGAGAUGACCAACGGAGGAGUGGACUUCUCCCUGGAAUGUGCCGGGAAUGUGGGAGUCAUGCGCAGUGCCUUGGAGUCUUGUGUGAAAGGUUGGGGAGUCAGCGUGAUUGUUGGAUGGACAGACUUGCAUGACAUUUCUGCCCGACCGCUUCAGCUCAUCGCUGGGCGCACAUGGAAGGGCUCUGUCUUUGGAGGCUUCAAGGGUAGGGUUGGUGUGCCUCAGAUGGUCAAAGCCUACAUGGACAAGAAGGUGAAGCUGGAUGAGUUCAUCACUCACAACAUGACCUUGGACCAGAUCAAUGACACCAUUGAACUGAUGAAGCAAGGCAAAUGCAUCCGGACGGUCCUGAAAGUUUCCUCACAAUAAGACCACUGGGAUGCUGCCACUGACCCCAAACUAAUUCAAUUUACCACUCUGUUCAUACAAAUAAUAUGCCACACAUAAUAAGGAGAUCUAUCAAAUGAUGCACUAUAGCUAUAUAUGCCUGACCUUGAAUAAUCAACACUAUUUAAUAAAAUUACUUACAGAUUGUGAGAAUCAGUUGCAGUGUUGACCUAAGCCAAAGCUAAACAUGUCCAAGUGUUUAUUGAGUAUAAUAAAUGUUUUAAACAGA
This is a messenger RNA of Morone saxatilis (striped sea-bass), 1494 nucleotides long. Its product is annotated as alcohol dehydrogenase 1-like. Gene Ontology annotation, biological process: formaldehyde catabolic process. The record is from RefSeq and is a predicted model, not a curated record. The coding region runs from base 114 to 1247 and encodes 377 amino acids. The transcript has 9 exons. Gene Ontology annotation, cellular component: cytosol. Gene Ontology annotation, molecular function: S-(hydroxymethyl)glutathione dehydrogenase [NAD(P)+] activity; zinc ion binding. NCBI's taxonomy places the organism in Eukaryota, Metazoa, Chordata, Actinopteri, Moronidae.